AUGAGAAUUAACUACUACCCACAAUACGCCAACGAUGCAUCUGAAUCCACUUCGUUCAUUAGCCACGGAAGCGUCGCCCGUCCCUGGUGGAUGGUGGACUUGCAGGACAUAAACCUCGUGGAUAGGGUGGAGGUCUUGCCCAGGCCAGGAACCUGGGACUAUAGGUUUCACCAAGUGGAGGUCCGCGUGGGGUCGAUACCAAGGGUGGGCGAGGACUUCUCCGUGUGGCCUUUGCUCGGCUUCUACGAAGGGCCGUACACGACCUCCGAAGGUCGUCUCACUUUCGCCAACGAAACCAAGCUCUGCGGCCGCUACGUCGCCGUCCAGCGCGUUGCCGCCCAAGUAAAUUACCUGGAGUUGGCUGACGUCAAGGUGUUCGUUCAUCUGCCCUGA
Penaeus indicus is the source of this 393-nucleotide messenger RNA. RefSeq lists its product as uncharacterized. The coding region runs from base 1 to 393 and encodes 130 amino acids. The record is from RefSeq and is a predicted model, not a curated record. NCBI's taxonomy places the organism in Eukaryota, Metazoa, Arthropoda, Malacostraca, Decapoda, Penaeidae. The transcript has 4 exons.